This is a messenger RNA of Closterium sp. NIES-67, 1855 nucleotides long. Lineage: Eukaryota; Viridiplantae; Streptophyta; Zygnematophyceae; Desmidiales; Closteriaceae. The record is from the annotation of a GenBank genome assembly.
AUGCCAGGAUGAACCCUGUCAGUGCAAGGAGGAGGGGAGGAUUCGCAACAACACAGGGAAGAAGACUCGGUGACAAGAUAGACUCGUCGCUGCACAGACCACCUAGAGGCUAAGUCCGCACAAUGGUAAGCCAACACACUCACCUCAUCAUAAGUUCUGCCCGAACCACGGAGUUUUCAACUUCAGGCUGCCCGCUCCAAGAGACCUCAAACAUUUUGUGCCCGGCCACCCACCGUUCCUUCACUAUGCCACCCACCCUGUACUUCACUCCAUCCACCUCCCCCCCAACGUCCUCUGCUUUCCUGGCAGCUUCCUUCCCUGGUGUGAUGCAGAUCUGUGCUGCCUGCUGCACUAGCAGCAGACGCCUGAGGUCUCUCUCUGCUAGCUUGGAGCCAAUGUACCGAGCUGAGCAUGAAGAGAACAUGCGGAAACGGGUGAAGACGGAAAAGGAGAGGAGGAAGGAGAUUAAGGGGGUAAGAAGCUCCAGAAGGGGAAGUGCAGCAAUGGCAGCCAAGCCCCUCUCCCUGACAGCCUCUAGCACGCCUUCUUCACCCAGAGCUGCCACCCUCUGCACUGCGCCUUGCUGCGCUGCCACCCUCUGCACUGCACCCUUGCUGGUGGAUGGGGCUGGGGGAGAUGAGGCCAAAGAUAGCGAAUCCAUGGGGAAAGGUGGGACGAGAAUGAGGUAAACACAGGGAUCGGAUUGGAUUGAAUAGGGUGAGAGGGAUGGGUUGCUAUGGCUGCGCUGGUAAAAAAAGCAGAACAGGAGAGCACUAACCCUGGCACGGAGUGUGGGGGCAGCAGAGACACCUUGCGAGUAGUCGGAUCCCAGGAAUAGGCCCAUGGCUAUCUGAACCAUGGGAAGGAUAGGGGGCAGGAUGGGGAGAGAAGGAUCAAGGGGAAUGAGAGGACAGAGCAAGCAGUGAGAAAAGAUAGCAGCUGAGCAGACGUUUGAGUGAUGGGACACGGCAGAGCAUAUCGCGGUGGCACAGAAUAGAUGUGCUUGGAAUGGCACGACAUGGCAUGGCAUGGCAAGGCACGUCUGGGACCGCACAAGUGAGUUUCGGCCAAGGCUGAGGGAUGCUUGGAUGUCCGCUGCUGUGUAGAGCACUGCCCAGUUGGCGCCUGGUAGAGAAGGGAGCAUAGCAGGGACAGCAGUGAAAGCAGGAGAGAGAGAGAGGGCGGGGUGGUUAUAAUGCGAGACGAAGGUGCUUACAGUGGGAUAAGGUGCUUGCAUUGCAGCCAUGCCCUUCCAUCCCUGUUUUGAGGCGCCUCAAAGCCAUGCCCUUCCAUCCCUGCCACACUCCCCCACGACUCGCCUUUGUGCAGGCAGAGGUCACGAACCACGGCCUUGGCUGCUGCACCCAUGCCCUGCCACCCCGUUCCACAUCAGCGCACACCACACCCAACCAACUCACUCUCCCCAUACCAUACGCACCUUUGUGCAGGCAUAUGUCACGGACCACGGCCUUGGCUCCAAAGAGAAAGGCGUCCGAGUCACCCGAGCACAUCACAUCCUGAUGCAGUGGCCGAUGGUGGAGUGGAAGUGAGGGUGGAAGAAUUUUGGUUGCUUGGAAGUGUGCACGUAACGUGCAACAACUUUUGGUUCGCGCGAGGUUACCACCUGCAGGUUCCAAGGCUCCCGAGGACAAACCCGAAGGACGACAGGGCACCUAGGUUUUUUCCGCAGUGCUUUGUUGGCUUACUUCUUAUCUAGUUGUGGGCCCGGGUAGGAUUUCCCCAGAGUAGAUCUCGAGGCUUGGGUGUCUUUUUAAGACCCCUCGCUCGGAGGUUUCUUUUCAUUACCAGCUCAUGCACUGAUGGAGGUGUUGUGGGUCUGAUCCCCACCACCGAA